AUGAAAGGCGCUCUUCUUGCUCCUUUCCUGAUGAGCAAGCUUGAAAAGAGGUGGCGGCUCUGCUCGGACCGCGUGACUCCAGGGCUCCGAGUGAAACCCACACAAAUCCAGGUGACUUGCGAGAAUUCUGAGAGCUUAACGACGACAACCGACGACGCCGCCGCCAAAUUCUUGACGACCGAUACAGAGGUUCAAGACAAUCAAAAUGGCGAACCAGAGACUCCAAUACCGCCGCCGGAACCCAAUUUCGUCUAUAGGUACAACACGCGGUCCAACAAGGUCCGCAUCAUCAAGACCCCCGGCGGUGAGCUCCGGUACCUCCACAUCAAGAAGAAGGGCACUGCUCCCAAGUGCGGUGACUGUGGCAUCAAGCUCCCCGGUGUCCCCGCUCUUCGCCCCCGCGAGUACUCUCAGAUCUCUCGCCCCAAGAAGACCGUCUCCCGUGCCUACGGUGGUUCCCGCUGCGCUGGCUGCGUCAAGGACCGCAUCGUCCGUGCUUUCCUGAUCGAGGAGCAGAAGAUCGUCAAGAAGGUUCUCAAGGAGUCUCAGGAGAAGGCCGCUGGCAAGCGCUAA
Messenger RNA from Aspergillus bombycis, 573 nucleotides. Its product is annotated as 60S ribosomal eL34 domain-containing protein. Gene Ontology annotation, cellular component: ribosome. Gene Ontology annotation, biological process: translation. NCBI's taxonomy places the organism in Eukaryota, Fungi, Ascomycota, Eurotiomycetes, Eurotiales, Aspergillaceae. The record is from RefSeq and is a predicted model, not a curated record. Gene Ontology annotation, molecular function: structural constituent of ribosome. Bases 1 to 573 code for a protein of 190 amino acids. The transcript has 5 exons.